Molecule: messenger RNA, 723 nt
Organism: Paramuricea clavata
Lineage: Eukaryota; Metazoa; Cnidaria; Anthozoa; Malacalcyonacea; Plexauridae
Source: the annotation of a GenBank genome assembly
AUGGAUAUUGAUUACUCAAGCGAAUCUUCGAGCGAUGGUUCUGGAAGCAGUGGAUCGAGUUAUAGCGAAGAUAUGAACGUCGAAAGAGACGUAAACAUGAUUCAACCUUACGCGUUUGAACCGGUUGAAACAGACUCGAGCGGUGACCAUGAAGACUCGGAAGAAAUGGCUUCGGAAUCUUCGUCAAGUUCUGACAAAACCACCAGACUUCAGGACACGAACUGGUAAUUAUUUACUAAAUUUGCUUCUAUUAUUUAUGUUGUAGAUAAUUAUGUAGGUUAAGCUUUUUCAGCAACAUGCCCAACUAGGGUUAUUAGUGCUUUAAUUGUUUGUACAUUAUUAUGGGCGGCAUUAUUAUACAUUAUUAUGUUUGUACUUAUAAUUAUUAUAGUUUUCAAUGAAUCAAACAUGACUGAAAAUCAACUGCUAUGCUUUGGGCCUUUGGCCCAAAUUAACUUGGUUUAGCCCAAAUUAACUUAUGAUUAAAUUGGAACUUGACUUUAUACAUGUAGGUGCCUUUGUACUCACUGCCAAAUAAAGGAUAGGGAAGAGGAAAGUAUUUGCUGCCACGAGAUCCCAGCUUGUGUUUCUAUAAACCAAGAAGCAGCACAAAUUGAGGAGAUACCCGUCCCAGAAUGUAUUACUGAUAACCCUGCAUUUCAGUAUUUAUGUCUGAAUUAUUGGGUCUUGCGAGUUGCUUGGAGCGAUUAUAGACAACAUUAA